GUGGCCAUCCCUGCUGAAGUACUACAGCCACAGUGACAGUGUCAGCUGGCUGGAGGAGUACAAGGCACGGCACAACGCGGGCCUGGAGGCACAGAGGAUUGUGGCCUCCUUCUCCAAAAGGUUCUUCUCAGAACAUGUGCCCUGUGAUGGAUUCAGUGACAUUGAGACCCUGGGCUGCCCCAGCCAUUUCUUUGAGGAUGAGCUGAUGUGUAUCCUCAACAUGGAAGGCAGGAAAGGUCUCACCUGGAAGUACUAUGCAAAGAAGAUUCUCUAUUUCCUACGGCAGCAGAACAUAUUAAAGAACCUGAAGGAGUAUCUGCAGCGCCCCACAGAGCGACAAUCCUUCCUGGAGGGUGAGUGCUUGGCACAGAGCCCCUAAUGCCAGCUCUCCAUCCUGCUUUCACUUGCAAGGAGCCUGCCUUGCUCAGAUCCAGCAAGCCCUUGCCUAAUGACUCACAGUUCAGUCUUUAUUUCACUGCAUGUGUUUGCAGGAGAGGUUCUCAUUCCAGAAGUGGAACUUCAGAGGCAGGUGCUCGAUGCCAUGAACUGUGUCCUGUAUGAACAGCUGAAAUACAAAGGAAAUGAGCUGGAUUACUACAAUUCCCUGAAUUCCUACAUUCACCAGGUUUUGAUCCGCAGGACAGGAAUUCCCAUCAGUUUGUCUGUGCUUUAUUUAACAAUUGCCAGGCAGCUGGGAGUCAAACUGGAGCCUGUCAACUUUCCCAGCCAUUUCCUACUGCGGUGGUGUCAGGGGAAAGAAGGGAGCACAGAUAUUUUUGACUACACCUACAUCGAUGCCUUUGGGAAGGGGAAGCAGCUGACGGUGAAGGAGUGCGAGUACCUGAUCGGGCACCACGUGACAGAGGAGUUCUAUGGGGUGGUGACCUCCAAGGAGGUCCUGCAGCGCAUGGUGGGGAACCUGCUGAACCUUGGCAAGAGGUGAGCUGGGGAUCCAGAAUACACAGUUACAUCUUCUAACCUAACACAGUUUAUAAGUUGUGCUGUUGCAGGGAGAUGUCCUGACCCUGUUUUUGCUGUGGUUUGGAAGGUCCUGGACAUCCUGCAGCACAUCCAGGCCCUGGACCCAUCCCAGCACGGAGCUGUGGGGUACCUGGUGCAGCACACCCUGGAGCACAUCGAGCGGCGCAAGGAGGAGCUGGGCCCCGAGGUCAAGCACCGCUCGGAUGAGAAGCACAAGGAGGUUUGCUUCUCCAUUGGGCUCAUCAUGAAACACAAGAGGUAUGGCUACAACUGUGUGAUUUAUGGCUGGGACCCUGCCUGCAUGAUGGGCCACGAGUGGAUCCGGAACAUGAACGUGCACAGCCUCCCCCACGGCCCCCACCAGCCCUUCUACAACGUCCUGGUGGAGGAUGGCUCCUGCAGAUACGCUGCCCAAGAGAACCUGGAGUACAACUCUGAGCCUCGGGAGAUCCCUCACCCCGACAUCGGCCGCUACUUCUCCGAGUUCACCGGCCUGCACUACCUGGCCAACACCGAGCUGGAGAUCCGCUACCCCGAGGAUCUGGAGCUCACCCGAGCCACGGUGCAGAAGAUUUACAGCUCAGGCAAGGAGUGAGUGCCAAAGGCAGCCUGGGGACAGAAGCAGCUGGAGUGUAGCUUUACCCUCUCCGCAGAACUUGCGUGGGAAGCAAGUUUGGUGACAAUCCUUUGGCUUAAUGCAUUGAAAACUGCACUGAACUUGGAAACUGGUGCUACAGCAUCUUCCCGUUGUCUGCCUGGCCCAGGGGCACAGGGACACUUUGGGACUUGAGGCCCAGCAGGAGGAUCUUGCAGGGACAGCUGUGCCAGGAGCGUUGUCCUUGGGAAGGAUCUGCACAUUCUGCUCCUUCUGUGGUGGCCUUAGGUCAGCACAGCGAGAACCUGGCGUGGAAUAUGGAGGAAUCCCCUCUUCCAGAGAAGGAAGUGGCUUGUCCUGGCAGUAUUUUUGUUUGGCUGUGUCUGUCUGGUUUGGUUUGAGUGUGUAUCCCAUGCAGGCAAUAGUUUUUAAAGUCUCUCACGUUUCGCUGUUGUCUUCUCCGGUCUGAAUUUCUGGGUCAGGUAUUGCUUCACCUCUGUAGUCUGAUUGUUCCUAGAGCCACUGUUCCAAUCCUGAAUAUCCUCCUGGGCCUGGCAAUACCCUCAUGGGCCUGGGAAGGAGCUCCAGCCACAAAACCAGCAGCAGUGAGGCUGGUGAGCAGUGCUGACCCUGGGGCCAGGUGGCCACCUCGCCGACACCAGAGACUCCAACAGCAGAGGAGGAGCUCCUGGCCCUUUUCCAUGCCUGCUGAACACACCCAGCCCGUGUCCUGACCUUGUUCUUCGCUCUGUCCAUCCUGUGUGUCCAAGGUGGGAUCUGUGGCACAGCCAUGAGUGUUCCCACAGGAGCUGGAGCCUCUGGUGGGACCUUGAGUGACUUGGAUGGACGCGGAGCUGCCGCUCGCUGCCAGCUCCAUUUUUUUUUUUUCCAAUAGGUAUUUAUGCAAUACAUGGAAUGAUGACUGGAACCUGGCCAUCCCUGGAGUCAGCCAAAGCAUUAUGGAAGCAAGAUGUUAAUUGCUGCAGCUUGAGGCCUUCUACCUUCUUGCCAAAAGAAAACUGAUUCUAGGGGGGCGCAGGCUUGGCUGCCUACAAGGGAAGAGCUUUAGCAGCUCGAGGCACAUGACUUUCAACCUUGACUGAAAGGCCCAGACAGAACCACUGCAGAAGAGGUUUUCCUCUGGGCUCAGGGGCUGUGGGGUGCAGAGUGACACAGUGUUUGUGCAUAUCUUUGUGGUUUCUGAAGCAAUGUGUGUAGAGUAGCUGCAGCUCGUGUCUCCUGUCACUGUCCACUUGCAACACAGUAAUUCUUCUCUCUGAGCUGACAAUUAGGGCCCUGUAGAGGUAGGUGGAUGCUCUUUAGUCUCUUAUGCACUACAGGUAUCUCCAUGUGGAAUCACAGCCCUCCUCUCCAGCAAUGCCUGCCCUGCAUGUCACCUCCUGCAACCCUGAGCACUGGUUUGCUGUGGAAAUAAAUGCUGAGAGCCCAGCA
Zonotrichia albicollis (white-throated sparrow) is the source of this 3028-nucleotide messenger RNA. Lineage: Eukaryota; Metazoa; Chordata; Aves; Passeriformes; Passerellidae. The record is from RefSeq and is a predicted model, not a curated record.